UUUCACGUCCUUAUGGAACCGUCCCGGUUUCCCUCUCUUCCUCCCGUCACCUGUUUGUAGGUGAUUUGGGGUUGGAAACGGAAGGGAUCCGGUAAGAGAGAAAUGAUCCAAGAAGGAGAAGGAAAAAAAAAAGUUCAACACAAAUCCAGCCACGCAGCAAAAGCCCCCACUUCUGCCUCUCGGCUGGGUAGGUUUCAGUCUCACGGAGGGAAACGCACAUGUACACACGCCCCUAAAGCCCACACAGACAGAACCCCUCCGUGGAGACGCCGGUGACAGGAAACUCGCUUCUGCACAGGAACUUGCUAAUCGCUUUUGUCACCCUCGGACUGUUCCCGCUGCCUUAGUCACCUCCAACCCCCAGGCCCACCGCCUCGGGCUGGGCUCUCCCGGUGUGGUCCAGGGCUGCCCUCGGUCCUUCCACGUGACUCACUGGGAGCCGUGGGGAGGACAGAGGGAGAGGUGGCUCCCCAGAGGACCUCACAGCCGCGAUCGAUAGGCUUCAGCUCCACCGACUUCUGCAUGGCUGUGGGGAGCAGCUUAGAUUUCCGGAGUCAGUCAUCUUGGUGUUGAGACAUCCGUUUGGCAUUCUACGACAGCUCCAAAAAGUGGCUGGGAUCCGCUAGAGGCUGAGGCCACACACGCCCAGCUGCCUUCACCCGGCUGCCUUCCUGCUUCUUGGCCAGUCAAGAGGGGUUUACCAGUGUCGUUCACACACCAGUUGUCAACCAAGCUUCAGAGGUUUUCCAAGCAGUCGCUGCCUCUCACACCUGGGUGGACCGGAGAAGGAACAUCUGUCAUUGAUGCCCGAGAUUCUGAGAACAUAAACCCGGGUUGCCAUCUUCUUACUGGAUGGAGCCUGCCGCAGCAGCCCACUGAGGGUUACUUCCCUUAGGACCCUGGACUCAUCCGUGGGACUUCAGAUAGGGAAGAUGCUGAGUUCUAUCAAAUGCGUGUUGGUAGGGGACAGCGCUGUGGGGAAAACUUCACUGCUGGUGCGCUUCACCUCUGAGACCUUCCCGGAGGCCUACAAGCCCACUGUGUACGAGAACACCGGCGUGGACGUCUUCAUGGACGGCAUCCAGAUCAGCCUGGGCCUCUGGGACACUGCCGGCAACGAUGCCUUCCGAAGCAUCCGCCCCCUGUCCUACCAGCAGGCGGACGUGGUACUCAUGUGCUACUCCGUGGCCAAUCACAACUCAUUCCUGAACUUGAAGAACAAAUGGAUUAGUGAGAUCAGGAGCAACCUACCCUGUACCCCGGUGCUGGUUGUGGCCACACAGACUGACCAGAGAGAGGUAGGACCCCACAGGGCCUCUUGCAUCAAUGCCUUAGAAGGGAAGAGACUUGCCCAGGAUGUGCGAGCCAAGGGCUACCUGGAGUGCUCAGCUCUUAGCAACCGGGGAGUACAGCAGGUAUUUGAAUGUGCGGUCAGAACGGCUGUCAACCAGGCCAGGAGACGAAACAGAAGGAAGCUCUUCUCCAUCAAUGAGUGCAAGAUCUUCUAAACCCCAACACCGACAUUCGUGAACGUACCUCAAGGACUAAGGGGAGAGGGGAAGGUGCCAAGCCAAGGGGCUUGCUGCUCUUUCUUGGCACACUUGAACAGCAUUUCUUUCUGGAUGGAGUUAUCAAGAGGGUCGGUCACCAAUGCUUCCGCUAACUGUACUCUACAGAUAAACUCUUCGCCCAACACAGCCAGAGAGAUUCCUUGGGAAGCCAAAUGAAUAGUCCAUCUUCAAUGAAAAACUAAACAACCAUCCUAAUUUAGACAAUGAAGUGAAUUUCCCAAGUAUGUAAUAUUUAAACUCACGUUUUAUUUAAAUAACAGUAGUUAGCCAUGUAGCUUUUGUUUUCAUGCUUGGGAAGUCUUUUCUUUGAAAAGGCAAACUGCUGUAUGAGGGAAAUAACCUUGUGGGGCUCAGCCAUAUGUCUGUGGUGUUAUUAUUUACUCCUGAAUUGAAUUUGGUUGAAACUAUUUGUGUGCUGUGUUUUUCUAGAUAAUCAAACUUUCAGAUGACCAUAAACGGGUCCCUGGAACUCAUUUUCCAUUUCCCUAUUAUUCAGAAUUGUGUAUAAAUGCAGCUCCAGACCGUAAGGUAUUUUAACACUGCCAAAUGAUUUGGAACAGUUACUAAUUUUUCUCUGAAAUUGCAAAGAAGUAUUUCUUAUUUACGAUAUUACCUGUCACUCAAAGGACUCCAGUUACAUACCAAGUAUCCCUUUCUCACUCACUAAGACAGAGGUGGAAGGAAAAAUCUUUCUGCUAGAGAGUCACACCGUGCAAAAUGAUAGCAGUGGACCUGGGCACAGAUGCACCGGACCCUCCUCCUGCCUGGGUCUCCUGACCUGUGCUUUCUGACUGAUUACAAGGUCUCAGGAGAAGAGGACGGGCAAACGUUCUGAACAAUAAUUAAUUGGACAAAGUUCUCAUUUAAACUCUAAAUUGGAUGACAUGACCCCAUCAUUUAUUAAUUUUAGGACAGAAUUAAAAUAAUUAGAAAGGCACCUGUGUACGUAUGUGGGUGUAAAUGUGUCCAAGGGGGGAGGCAGGGUUUGUAGCUUUUACUGUUUCAUGAAUAGAUAUUCACUUGUGAAAAACAUUACAAGUCCCAAGUUCAGAGAAUGAGAAAGGCUGUAGUAAUUACUCAGAUAAUAGAGGUUCCCAGGGGCAAUGCUGAAUGAAUAGGGCCAUGUGCAGCUACACAAGCCUCCUUCCUAGUUGUUUGAAAGCAAUGUGUCACUCACCCUUUCUACUGCCAGAUUACCAUUUCCUGUCCCAAUCUAGUAACUGGGAACCACUUGAGCCGCCUUUCUUGGAGCCCGAGGGUUGUGUGGUUGUCCACGUGAAGGGCGAGGAGCCCGAAGGAGCGACUCCACUGAGGAUUAUGCUAACAUAAGCAAAUCAGUUUAUCGCACUGAUUCUCUGGCUGGUUCUUUGGGGUGGCAAUCUGGUAAACAUAUCCUAGGACUUCCCCAUGCUGCCUUGUCCUCUGCCUCUCUUCCAUACCCACUCAAAAGCCUGGGACCUGGAUCGUGGUCUUGGGUAGAAGAAUUAGCCCCAUAUCCUAGGGCUGAUAGGUUUGCUUUCAGCUAAUCUCUCAGGACUCUGGCUCUGUGGCUUGUCCUUGCUUCUGGGCCACCUACAUCCCUUGACUUGGGAGCUCUUGUCUUCAGCUCAUGGCGAUAGGCAUCCUGAAGGUUGGAAUGCUGAAGAACUCACCAGGCAGGGGAGGAGACAGGAACUCAUUUCCUCUAUAUCCCUCUAAUUUUCUUCUUAUUUUCCAACACACAAAGGUUUUCUGUGGUGUGUGUGUGUGUGUGUGUGUGUGUGUGUGUGUGUGUGUGUGUGACUUCGUGGAGGAAAGGGCGUACUUCACAGGGCCGUAUGUUUAGUUUUGUGUGCCUACACGAAGGAGCAUGAUUCUUCCCCUUCAAUAUUUAUGGUGCUUUUUUUGUAUGCUUCACUUUGAUUAUUCCAAGUGGCAAAAUUAAAUAUGCUUAUGUUUACAUGAAAAA
Molecule: messenger RNA, 3519 nt
Organism: Peromyscus leucopus (white-footed mouse)
Lineage: Eukaryota; Metazoa; Chordata; Mammalia; Rodentia; Cricetidae
Gene: Rhoh
Product: ras homolog family member H
Exons: 3
Coding region: 933-1508 (191 amino acids)
Biological process (GO): small GTPase-mediated signal transduction
Molecular function (GO): GTP binding; GTPase activity
Source: RefSeq, a predicted model, not a curated record